UGCAAGCAGUGUGUGGGCACAAGGCGAGGUGUGGGUUUGCCCCAUCCCUACCUUCUCAGGCAGCAGCCUGGGGCCGGUCCUGGCAGGGCUUUUUCGUCUGGAUGAGAAGAUCUCGAGUCUCCGCGUCCCCAGAAGGCUCCCUCUGGAUGAUAGCUGCUCUCUGGGUACCGCUGCAGGACCACGUCAGGUUGCAAGGAGUGCUGGGCAACCCAGCAACAGCAGCUGCAGCACCAAGCCUCUGCACUCAACAAAUUUCUGUUGGUCUUGACAGAAAUGUUUUGUCUGAGAGAAUACCCCUGAGGACAAAUACUGCAGCAGCUUCAUCUUGCUGUGAAAGAAUCUCUGUGCUUUUAGGAUUCAACCUGAUAUCUCAUUAAAGUGGCAAUUACCACCUUCCUAAUUGUUUUAUUGCAUUGCCAUCUCCUCCCCUACUCUUCCCCAGUGUUGGCAUCCUUCUGAGAUUGUUCAUUACUGUCUGCAUUUGCCUGCAGCUCGCAGGCAUGGCACCGUGGUUCCAUCCACAUUGUCACACAGCAAUGGGGAACUUUGUUUUGGGUCCAGAAUAGGGAAACAGGGACAUCAUGGGAAGCAGCUCCUUCCUCAGGGGGUACCCAGGUGCUGAGCACCUGCUGACCCCAAACCCCUCAGCAGUAGGACAGAGCCAUGGGUGGCACUGGGGAGCACUGGGACAGGCCUUGAGGAGGGACAUAGCACCCCAGUGCAUCACCUGCUGUGACACAGGGUGGCACUGGCAGGGCUGUGAGUCACUCCCUCCCUCCGCCCUGGACUUUGCCUCUUGCGGAUGCUCGGGGCAAUAAAACUGGGAGCAGGGAGGGAGUGGGACAGGGGUGAGGGCUGGGAGCAGUGUUCAGGGCGGCCCCGUGCCUGCCCCCACAUCCCAGCCCACAGAGUCCCAUGCAGCCGCUGUCUGGAAGUCAGAGCUCGGCCCCGGGGCCCCCUGAGCCCACGGUCGCUGAGAUCAAAGCCGUUGUGGUCGGGGAUGGGGGCUGUGGGAAGACAUCUCUGCUGAUGGUCUUUGCCAGAGGGGACUUCCCCAAGGUCUACGUCCCCACAGUGUUCGAGAAGUACACAGCCUCCUUCCGGAUCAGCGGCAAGCCUGCCAAGAUCCACCUGUGGGACACAGCAGGGCAGGAAGACUACGACAGGCUGCGCCCGCUGUCCUACUCAGACACCAACGUUGUCCUCAUAUGCUUCGAUGUCACCAGCCGCAGCAGCUACGACAACAUCCUAACGAAGUGGUACCCGGAGGUCAACCACUUCUGCAAGGGUGUCCCGAUGCUGCUGGUGGGCUGCAAGACCGACCUGCGGCAGGGCCACCACGAGUCUGUCACCUUCCAGGAGGGGGAGGCCAUGGCCCGGCAGGUGCAGGCUGCAGCCUACUUGGAGUGCUCAGCGCUGCACCGGGACAAUGUCAGGGAUGUCUUCAUUGAGGCCUGUACCAUCGCGCUCCGUGGUGCCCGUCGGCCCCGCCGCAAGAGGUGGCCCCGCAAUGGCUGUGUGCUCUGCUGAGUGCCAGCACCAUGAGGCUGAGAGGAGGGCAGCCCCGGUACACAGGCCGCCGGCACCUCCCGAGGGCUGGGAAUUGACUUGGGGAUCCCUGAGCCCUGCUGGACAGGAACGGAUGCAUCCCCUUGCAGCACCAUUGUGGUGUGGUAUUAAAAUUCAGAGAUCAGCGUGAUGUGGUGUUUGUGGGCAGCCCCGGUGCACGGACGGGACGGGUGGGGAUGGGCUGGGAAUGGGAUGGGAAUGGAGGUGGAGGCUGAGACAAGAUGGGACGAGGAUGAGACGGAGAUGGGAUGGAGAUGGUGUGCAUUAGGUGAAAACCAACUUAGAGGAAACCAACCUCCUGUUCCAACCUUUUAAAAUGAAAUUUUAGCAUGUCAAAACGUCAAGCAGUGAUUUCUGUUCCACUUUCACGAGGGCUGCUCUCAAAGCAACGUCCCUGGGUAACCUGACCCUGCCGCAGGGUCGGGCAGUUGGAGACGGAUGCUCUCUUCCCGCCGGACCGUUCUAUGGUUCUACGAUCUCCAAGGACUCUUCCUACACAACCACGCCGUGGCCGUGUGUGCUCACACGUGUGCGCGUGCACGCACAGCAUCACAACACGCGCCCACCCGCGCGCGGCUCGCACGGUACGUGUGUGCACUCCCGCACGCACGCAAGCCGACGUGCGCACGGCCGGCCGCGGGGGCGCGCUCACACGGAGAGAACGAGAGGUUCCCCGCGCGCAUGCGCGGAGCCGUGCCCACGAGGAGGCGUGGCCAGCGCGCCGUCUCGGAGA
Messenger RNA from Phasianus colchicus (ring-necked pheasant), 2302 nucleotides. It is a transcript of the gene RHOD, whose product is annotated as ras homolog family member D. Gene Ontology annotation, molecular function: GTP binding; GTPase activity. Lineage: Eukaryota; Metazoa; Chordata; Aves; Galliformes; Phasianidae. The record is from RefSeq and is a predicted model, not a curated record. Gene Ontology annotation, biological process: small GTPase-mediated signal transduction.